Messenger RNA from Effrenium voratum, 570 nucleotides. Lineage: Eukaryota; Dinophyceae; Suessiales; Symbiodiniaceae. The record is from the annotation of a GenBank genome assembly.
AUGAUUCCCUCCCUGUUCCUCGGCGCCCUGAGCCUGGCUGCAGCCAGCCGCAGCGUGGAGUUGACAAACUCAAUGACCGCUUCCAAGGCUGUCGAGCUUGGUCUCAUCUCUGCAUUCGACAAUGACAAUGUGACCCACACUGAUUCCUUUGCGGAAGUUCAGCAGCACCUGCAGGAGGAGACUCAGGGGAAGUCAGCGAAAUGCCCAGAAGUACAGAUUUGCACGACAUCAGAUGGUGCGUGCGACCCCAAGAACCUGGUGGUGAUCACUUGCAUCAGUGCACACAAUCUUCCAAGCCAGUGGGGUGACAAGGUAGAUCCCUAUGUCAAGUUCUGGGUGGACAACAAGGACAACAAGGCCAGCACAGUCAGCUAUGACAACAACGAGAAUCCCAGUUACCACUUUGGCUGCCCCUUCAGCUAUGAAGACACCAACGGCGACGGAGUCUUCGAGAUUGUGGUCAACCUCUUCAAGAACGGUUCCCCAGUGGGUGGCAGCUCGGGCCAGAGCACGGUGCGGUUCAAGUUCCAGCUCAUCAAGGCGGAGGGCUACCAACUGAGGCGCCGCUGA